GUUUGUUCUUAAAAAGAGAGAAUGCAACUUUUAUUCUGAAAAGAAGGGAGCGGGAAAUCCUUCGUUAUCUUCUGAGGCGGAACACUGGAAAUGACUGUGGAAGUGGGCGCAUGCCACGCUCAGACGCGAGCAGCUCGUCGGUAGAUUGUGUGUGUUUCCUUGUUGUAGUGCGCUGACCGCUGUGAUGGUGGAGAGGAGGAGAGUAACGCUGGUAGCGGAUAUUAUCCUCAGCAGGAAACAGCCACCGGAGGUGGAGGAAACUGUUCAUUGUCGAUGCUCCAGGGCCUUCGUACGGGAUCGAGAGCUUUAUCGUUCUGAUAACAGACUUCUCCCUGACUUUGCAAACGCUGUCCAAGAAGCAGAUGAUGGCGAAGAAGAGGAGGCUGAAGUGGAGGAGCUGGAUGAAGAGAGUCAGAUGAUGGUCAGCCUGGGUCUGCCUUUAGCCUUUGUGUGCUCCUCUGACCAGAGGAGAGCAGGACGGAGGGCUAACAGGAAUUGCCUAAUAUACUGUGAAGAACCAGCUGAAGAAGAAGAGGAAAGUGAAUUAGAUCCACAGGUUGAUGAAAGAGUUGAUGAGAAGGAAGUGUUUGAUCCACUUGUGGAAGUACCUGGAGGGUUCCAAGAUGUCGGCUGGGAAGCCUACUGGGUGCAACAGGGAGAAGCUCUGUUGUGGAGCAGCUGGCUGGAGAAACAUCCAGAAACUGAGCUGCAAUCUGCAGAAGAUCCAGGAACAGUGAUUGCUCCUUGGGACAACCCAGAUACAAAAGCUCUCUGGGACAAACAUGCUACAGAGACCUACUGUUCAUAUUGGGAGCAGUACUCAUACUGGGCAGGACAGGGUUGGACCUUUGAGCAGUUGGUCUGUAAUGGGGAUGCUGGAAGUGAAGAAGCAACAGGGGUCAUGGACACAGGUGAAAAGAGCCACACAGAGGAACAGAGAGAGAGACCUACCAAAGCUGAGAACCGACACAAAGAAGUUGAUGCUGAAGUUCUGAAUGAUCUGUUUGGACAAAGCUUCACAAUAGAGGUAGAUGGAACCUGUGUGCCUGGCUCAGUUAUAGUCCAGUCAGAGGGAAUGUUCUGCAGUUCUGAUGAGGCUUCUGAUGAUGGGAAUAGUCGCAAGAGACCAGCUGGCUCCAUACAGCAUAACACAGCUACUACAGGUUCCCAAGUCAGCCGCGACAGACAGCGUGGAUCAAGGAAUGAAAAACCAAUUCGAAAAGAUAAUGAUGACGAUGAUGAUGAUGAUGACAAACCUCCAGGCACAGGAUGUUCAAAAGUCAAACGCAGUCAUGAGCUGGAUUUGGAUGAGUACCCACAUCUGACACCUGAGGAAGCUUGGGGUAAACUUGGCUUCAAGCACAGCCCAGAGCCUCAGUUCAACGGUGUAUUAAGCUUCAAAGGCAGCUCAGCUUCUAAGUGUCAAAAGCAGCAGCAGACAAAGAGAGCAAUCUGCAGCAUCAACAAAUGCACCAGGUUCUCAAAGAUGGGUGGAGACAACGCACAGCUGCAGAUCAGUACCUCCCUCCAUAAGGUUCAAAAUUUCCUUGAAAAAGUCCAGAGAGAGAUACAGAUGACUAAGUGUGACCAGAGUGAAGUGAGCAGAGGAAACCCACCUGAGAACAACCCUCCAUUUCUAAGAGAACUGACAGGAGGAAAAGAGAAGAGGGAAAAGGAGAUGAAGAAUGCUGAAAAAGAAAAUACAGAUGAUCUAGAGGAAGAGAGUUCUAUUUCUGUGUCCAGUUUAAGUGCAGAGAGGAGGAAUUAUACUCAGGCCAGCACCUCCUUCAAUUGUGCCACAGAGUCUGUGGAUAGUGAAAUGGUGGAUGAAGAGAAGCAGCCAUGGAGACAGUUACCAUGUCUACAAAUUCCUGACUUUCUCCUGCCUGACAAGCCUGAAGUUAACAGAGCUUCUUGUGACUUGAGUGUGAAAGACACAAAGACACCAAAGAAGAAGAACAGUAAGCGAAGGAAGAAGCAGCAGGUGCCAGCAGAGAUGGCAGCUGAACCAGAGCUGGCUAAAUACUGGGCUCAGCGCUACAGACUCUUCUCUCGCUUUGAUGAAGGGAUCAGACUGGACCGAGAGGGCUGGUUCUCUGUAACGCCUGAGAGGAUCGCUGAGCACAUCGCUCUCAGAGUGGAGUGCAGUUUCCAUGCCUCUCAGCUGGUCAUAGAUGCCUUCUGUGGUGUGGGAGGAAAUGCCAUCCAGUUUGCCCUUACUGGAAAGAGAGUCUUAGCCAUUGAUAUAGAUGCAGCGCGGCUGGAAAUGGCACGGCACAAUGCUGCAGUUUACAGUGUUGCUGAUCGAAUUGACUUCCUACAAGGGGACUUCCUUCAGCUGGCACCCCGUCUCUGUGCUGAUGUGGUCUUCCUGUCACCACCUUGGGGAGGACCAGACUACUUAACUGCUGAGGUUUUUGACAUUAGGACCAUGAUGGAACCUGAUGGAGUUGAGAUUUUCCGCCUGGCCAAACUGAUAUCAGACAACAUAGUGUACUUUCUGCCCCGCAAUGUUGACAUGGAUCAGGUGGCCUCUCUAGCUGGUCCAGGAGGAAAGGUGGAGGUAGAGCAGAACUUCCUGAACAACAAGCUGAAGACUGUGACUGCUUACUUUGGCAGCUUAAUCAAACUGGACCAUUAGAAACCCUGGCUAAGCCAUGGGCGAGUAUGGCAUCCUUCUCCCACAAAAAUCUCUGUUCUCUUUUUGUCCAUUUCCAAGACUACUGGACUACAGUUUGUUCAUUCCAGAGAUCCUGGCAGUUGAACUCCAAUUAAGUGCAACAACCUUUUUUCUAGUUUAUAAACCCCACCUGGCAUUUUAAUGCAGGUGAUUUUUUUUAAAAGAUGUUAAAUACUUCAGAAAGACUGGAGUUUUGAGAUUUUUAUGAUAACAGUUUAAAUUUUGUCCUAUUAUUAUUCAUUUGAACCUAAUAAAUGUUUUCCAUACAGUUUUUUAUGUGAGCUUGACUUAAUAAGGCACUUACACAUUUUAGUUUAAGUCAGGUUUGUCUCUAAAGCACGUUUAAAACAGCAGCAGUUGAUCAAACAUAAGAUAAGAUGACAAUUAAGACAGGGGACAUAAAAUAAUAAAACAGAAGUAAAAACAGCAUCAAUAGUGUAUCCAGGACUCAAGCCAAAGAAUAAAAAUGGGGUUUAAAAGUGUCAGCUGAUAUGAAGGGGCAAUUUGUUCCAGAGUUUCAGAGUAACAGCUGCAAAGGCCCCAUCACCUCUGUGCUUUAAUCUGGGCCUCGGGACAGUUAGGAGCAUUCGCUCAGCAGACCUCAGUGACCUAGUGGGAGUGUGCAGGCUUGUAAGAUCGGACAGUUAGGGAGGCACUAGCCCAUGCAAUGCCUUAAAAACAAAUAGUAAACCUUAAAAUUCCAAAACAGCCAGUGUCAGGAUGCUAAUAUCAGAGAUAUGUGGUCUCGAGUGCCGAUUAGUUACCGUGCUGCUGCUUCUGGAUCAGUUGUAGUCAACAGAGUAGUGUCGGGCUGACACCUGAAUAGAGACUGUUACAGUAAAGUCAGCUUGACUGUUUUAGUUUAAGACAGGUCAUUCAAAAAUGUGUGUUGGUCUCUUAGAUUUUUGGCCAUCACUGUGCAGAAGGAUAUGCAGAUGUUUAAAUAAUUAUUCACUAAAAAUGGACUCUUGAUGUAACGUUAUUCAUUAUUUCUGCCAUUAGUGGGUAAAACAACUGCUUUAAUGUUUCUAAUCUGAUCUGAGAUCAGCUUCGCUGAACGACUGUAAAGGCUUCAUGUUACAAAAUAACAAACUAACGUCUAACUGGGAUUUCAGAGCU
Molecule: messenger RNA, 3799 nt
Organism: Archocentrus centrarchus (flier cichlid)
Lineage: Eukaryota; Metazoa; Chordata; Actinopteri; Cichliformes; Cichlidae
Gene: tgs1
Product: trimethylguanosine synthase 1
Exons: 15
Coding region: 185-2641 (818 amino acids)
Biological process (GO): 7-methylguanosine cap hypermethylation
Cellular component (GO): nucleus
Molecular function (GO): RNA cap trimethylguanosine synthase activity
Source: RefSeq, a predicted model, not a curated record